Molecule: messenger RNA, 345 nt
Organism: Phycomyces blakesleeanus NRRL 1555(-)
Lineage: Eukaryota; Fungi; Mucoromycota; Mucoromycetes; Mucorales; Phycomycetaceae
Exons: 2
Coding region: 1-345 (114 amino acids)
Source: RefSeq, a predicted model, not a curated record
AUGACAGCUACGCCAUUGAAUAUUGAUGAGGGUACCUUCUCGAUAUCUAACCGUCCAAUUGCUAGCAUGGUGCAGAGCUACAUCCAUAUGCAGCCUGAAGUAGAGUAUGUUUUGUCUUCAGUCGUGGAAGAGAAAGCUCGUAGACACCUUUCGUAUAAAAUUCACAGGGCAAAAUCUAUGUCGGAAAAGUUAGCUGGGCGUAAUCGGUUUUCUCGUUGUCGAACAAGAAAGAUAAGAGUAAGAGUGUCAUUUUUUUAUUUAGAAUUCCUAAUUGUUGAUAUUAUAACACAGAUCAAAGAAUACUUUAGCAAGUUAAAAGGACGGAGAAAUGAUCAAAAAGAAUAA